UUGAAUUUUAGUCAAAAGUAUGGAUUUAAACGUUGUUAAACGCUACUAUUAUGUUAAUUGUUUAGACUUUAAUUAUUUAAUCAAUUAUUUAUUUUUUAAUUUUGUGUAAACACCUAAUGAAAUUACAUUAAGUAUAACUGAUAAAUUAUUAAAGUUUUAAUUAAAAAAAAUAUUUUUUGGUAAUUAUGGCAGACUCAAAGCCAUCAGUUGUAUUGAAUGUUGUGCCGACUAUUGAUCAAAUCAACGCUGAUCGCAUUACACAAUUGGCAUCUAAAUAUUGGGCUCCUAAUGUGCAACCUGAUCAGUAUUUGCCGUUUGAUAAGGAAAUAAUUGAAAACAUAUACAAUGAAGAAAUUUUAAAAUCAAAUUUUUCAGUGAGGCGUAUUAUGAUAUUGGAGUAUAGUCAAUAUUUAGAAAAUUUUUUAUGGCCUCACUAUAAAUCAAGCAAUUCAUCUUAUGCUCACAUAAUGUCCAUUGUUAUAAUGUUAAAUGAAAAGUUUCGUGAACGUGUUGCUCCUUGGGAGGCGUUAAAAAAAGCACCUAAUGAAUUUGAUGGAUUUAUCAAUCAAGUUUUACAUUUGUGUCUUUUAGAUAAUAACAGCAUCAAAGAGCAGAUAUCUCUUAUAGUUUUUUUAAAUCAUUGUUUUCAAUGUAUGGAAACUGAUUUAGUUAGAAAUAAAAUGAAAAAACUCGUUUCAAUUUCAAUUUGGUGUUGUUUACAAGAAAAACGAAGAUUAGUAGAGUUACGUCAAGUUUCUAAAUGGCAAAAACUAUGGAAUAAACUUCAAAAAAAAGAUAAAGAACUUUUAGUUGAGCAAAAAUCAAAUGCUGUUCUUGAAAGGACAUUUUUACAUAAAUUAUGCAUCAAAUUUAUUACUAUUUUAGAAAGUAUUUCAUCAAAUGAUGAAAUUUGCAUGGAUAGAUUAAAUUACUGUGAACGUUUUCUUGAAAUGUUGAUUGACUUGGAGACUUCUUUACCUACUAGAAGAUUUUUUCAUGUAGUAUUAGAUGAUAUUCAUUUAAUUGAACGCUGUUUUUUAGCUCCAUUAUGCAAUAGACUUGAAGGACACCUGUUCCAACAGUUGCUAGAUAUUUUAAAAUUUUAUUUCCACUUUGAAAUUUGCCAGUCAACUGGUGAUCCACUGACAGAAAAUGAAGUGAUGCUUACACAUUAUGAAAACGUAGCAUCAUUACAAACUACUGUAUUUGGAAAGUUUAUGAAAUUACAAGAUUUUUCACUCUCAAACAUUAGUGCUCUUGACAAAUAUGAUUCUCUUCUAAAACAUUUUAAAAAUUUAAGUAAUGAAGAGCUCCAGAUAAUUGCAAUGAAUUUAAAUUUAAUUCCUGAUCAAGAAAAAAGAAAAACUGAAAAUUGGUAUCGAUAUGAUUCAGAAUUUUUACUGGCAUUAUUAGUAUCAAGGCAUGAAGCUAGAGAAUCACAAUUAAAACUUUUAAACAGUAUGCCCUUGUAUCCAACUGAAGAUAUUAUAUGGAAUGAAGCUGUUGUGCCUACUGAAUAUUUUAAUGGAAACAACUGUUUAGCAUUACCUAAGUUAAACUUGCAGUUCUUAACUCUUCAUGAUUAUUUGCUACGUAACUUCCAAUUAUUUCGCUUGGAAUCUACAUAUGAAAUCAGACAAGAUAUUGAAGAUACUAUUACUCGUAUGAACCCUUGCAAAUCUGAAGACGGAAAUGUAUACUUCAGUGGUUAUUCAAAAAUGUCAUUACCUAUUGAUAAUUUUUUAAUUGUCGAAGUCGCAAAACCAAAUCUUGGUGAUUUACAACCAUCAAGAGUGAGAGCUGAUGUUUCAAUAACUUUAAAUGUUAAAAGAGAUGUGCAAGAAGAAUGGGAAAAUAUUCGCAAACAUGAUGUUUGUUUCUUAAUAACUGUAAAAGCAACUCAACCAAUUGGUUCAAGAAUUGAAUAUAGCAAACCUUUUCUUCAACAAACUGAAAUUGUUAGUGUAAGAGGAUGUGAAGUAGAAGGGAUGUUAGAUAAUAUGGGCCGUGUUAUUGAAGAAGGUCCUGAUCCUAAACCAGAGUUACCAGGUCAAAAACGAACCUAUAGAGUUUGGUUAGAUUGUAAUCAAUAUAGGAAAGAUCUUGAUGAUGUUGCUGAUGGAAAAACAGAUGUUUACGAAAGUUUUAAUGUCCUUAUGCGGAGAAAACCAAAAGAAAAUAAUUUUAAAGCUGUGUUAGAAACUAUUCGUCAUUUAAUGAAUACAGAAUGUGUAGUGCCAGAAUGGAUCCAUGAUAUAAUUUUAGGUUAUGGUGAUCCAUCUGCUGCACAUUAUAACAAAAUGCCAAAUAGAAUUAAAUCAAUGAACUUCAAUGAUACAUUUUUGGAUAUAGAUCAUUUAUUAUCAAGUUUCCCUUCUUGUGAAGUAAUUCCAUUUAAUGGCAGUGUAAAAAUUAAAGAAAUGUUGCCACCAUUUAGGAUACAUUUUCAAGAAAAUAAUGACUUAGAUGUUAAAAAAAAAGUUAUAGUACAGUCAAUAAAAACUGUUAAUAGGGGUCCUUAUCAAUUUAAUCUACCAAAAAAAAAUACAAUUCGUUUCACUCCUACUCAAAUUGAAGCAAUAUAUUCUGGAAUGCAGCCAGGGCUUACUGUAGUAGUUGGACCCCCAGGAACAGGAAAAACUGAUGUUGCUGUUCAAAUCAUUUCAAAUUUGUAUCAUAAUUGGAGGAAUGAACGAACAAUGAUUGUUACACAUUCAAAUCAAGCAUUAAAUCAAUUAUUUGAAAAAAUAAUGGCCUUAGAUAUUGACGAAAGACAUUUGUUACGUUUGGGUCAUGGUGAAGAAGCUCUAGAAACUGAUAAAGAUUUUAGUCGUUAUGGAAGAGUAAAUUAUGUUCUUGCAAAACGACUUCAACUUUUGGAUGAAGUACAACGUUUACAACACAUAAUGAAUGUAAAAGGAGAUAUGUCAUAUACAUGUGAAACUGCUAUGCACUUUUUCUGGUCACAUGUCUUACCUCAAUGGGAUACUUACCUUACUACUUUGAAAAAUCUUGAAGAAAAUACUGAUAAUGCAAUUGCUGUAACUGCAGUGCAAGACAUUUUCCCAUUUACAUUGUUUUUCAGUGAUGCUCCUCAACCAUUAUUUAAUUGUCGUAGUUUAGAAGAAGACAAAGAGAUAGCUAGAGGGUGUUUUAGGCAUAUUAAAAAAAUAUUCAAACAAUUAGAUGAAUUUAGAGCAUUUGAAUUACUUAGAACUGGCCUGGAUCGUUCAAGAUACUUACUAGUAAAAGAAGUGAAAAUAAUUGCAAUGACCUGUACCCAUGCUGCAUUGAAAAGAAAAGAACUUAUAGAACUUGGUUUUAAAUAUGAUAAUAUAUUAAUGGAAGAAUCUGCUCAAAUACUAGAAAUAGAAACAUUUAUACCUUUGCUACUUCAAAAUUCGGAUGAUGGAUUUAGUCGCUUAAAAAGAUGGAUAAUGAUUGGUGAUCAUCAUCAGUUACCUCCUGUUAUUAAAAAUAUGGCUUUCCAAAAAUAUUCCAAUAUGGAGCAAUCUUUGUUUACAAGAAUGGUAAACUUAGGUGUGCCUACUAUUGAUUUAGAUGCCCAAGGUCGAGCCCGUCCAAGUUUAAGUGAAUUAUACAAUUGGCGCUACAAUAAUUUAGGCAAUCUUGGUCAUGUUUUGUCAACUCCAGAAUAUCACAUAGCAAAUGCAGGUUUUUGCUAUGAAUAUCAGUUGAUUGAUGUAGGUUUGUUUAAUGGUGUGGGAGAAACAGAACCAAAUCCUCAUUUUAUUCAGAAUUUAGCAGAAGCUGAAUACUGUGUGUCUGUUUAUAUGUAUAUGAGACUUAUUGGAUAUCCUGCUGAUAAAAUCACUAUUUUAAGUACUUACAAUGGUCAAAAACAUUUGAUAAGAGAAAUUAUUAACAUGCGAUGUGGUUCUAAUCCUCUUAUUGGAUGGCCUCAUAAAGUAACUACAGUAGAUAAGUAUCAAGGUCAACAAAAUGAUUAUAUUCUGCUAUCAUUAGUUAGGACAAAAACUGUUGGUCAUUUAAGAGAUGUAAGGCGUCUUGUUGUUGCUAUGUCAAGAGCUAGACUAGGUCUCUAUAUAUUUGCCAAUGCUUCUCUUUUUGGUAACUGUUUUGAGCUAUCCCCAACAUUCAAUAUUUUAUCAAAACGGCCACUUAAGCUACAUUUAUUACCAUCUGAUUCUUACCCAACAAAUAGAUCAUUAGAAAAUAUUCAAUAUUCCCUUAAUGAUGUUUUUGUAGUUCAAGAUAUGCCAGAAAUGGCAAAAUAUGUAUUUGAUUUUUAUUUACAAAGAGUUCAGAUUUUGAAACAAAUUCACCUAGAAAAAUCUAAUGAAUGGAUUAAACCUGGUACUGUAGAAUUUGUAAACAAAAAUAAAAACAAGUCAUAUGUUAAAGAAGUAUCUAAAGCGCACUUGAAAGAUACUCAUGAGGAUAAAACAGAAACUAAUUCUAUGGAUGUUGAUGAGAUUAUAAAUGAAGACUAACUUUUUCUUGUUUAAGUACUAUAUUCUUGUAAAAUAAUUGUGUAAAUAAGAUAUUGAAUUAUAAACUUACUAAUUUUUAAU
Daktulosphaira vitifoliae (grape phylloxera) is the source of this 4556-nucleotide messenger RNA. Its product is annotated as RNA helicase aquarius. NCBI's taxonomy places the organism in Eukaryota, Metazoa, Arthropoda, Insecta, Hemiptera, Phylloxeridae. Gene Ontology annotation, molecular function: mRNA binding; helicase activity. Gene Ontology annotation, cellular component: catalytic step 2 spliceosome. The record is from RefSeq and is a predicted model, not a curated record. The transcript has 25 exons. Bases 186 to 4475 code for a protein of 1429 amino acids. Gene Ontology annotation, biological process: mRNA splicing, via spliceosome.